Molecule: messenger RNA, 2058 nt
Organism: Microplitis mediator
Lineage: Eukaryota; Metazoa; Arthropoda; Insecta; Hymenoptera; Braconidae
Product: poly [ADP-ribose] polymerase 1-like
Exons: 2
Coding region: 211-1737 (508 amino acids)
Molecular function (GO): NAD+ poly-ADP-ribosyltransferase activity
Source: RefSeq, a predicted model, not a curated record
CAAGAAAAUCUUGGAAUUCGGUUUGCUGCAGAUCGAGUUGUUCAGAAGCUUCUGUUGUUUAGAAAAACACGACCAUUAUUGUUUGAGGCUUAAAACUAAAAGUGUUUAAAAUUUCACGCUUGUGUUUAUUUAUUUUGAAUAUUUGAUUUACUAGUUCUACUAGAAGUCAUUUGUUUAUUUUAUUAUCAAAUAAAAAAUAAAAGCUACAAAAUGGAUUUAACGCGACGUAUUGAAAGUCUGACUAUAAAUGACAGGAACCCCCCAAACGGAGACAAUAUAAGUGGAGAAUCUUUAAAACGAUGGAUCGAAGGCUGUGAAAAAUUGAAACCCGAUCCUAAAGUCCUAAAUGUCACUAAUAUUUACCGCAGUAAUGUUAAGGAGUACUCAGUCGUGUUUAUUAAAACUAGUGCGCGUAAUCACAUUCAUUACUACAAACUGGAAAUCCUAAAGCACAAGACCGAAAACAAAUAUUGGCUAUUCCGUAGUUGGGGGACAGUUGUAACUGUCCAUGGGGAUGAUCUGCUACAAGAACUGCCACGCAAAGAGUGUAUUAGAAAAUAUAAGUGGAUUGUAAAAACACAUCAUAAAAGAGACUUUGAUACUUUGCAAGUUAAGCUUCGCAAUAACGUGAAUUCAAAUACCACCAGUAAUUUUGAAAGUAAAUUGCCGGUUUCCGUUCAAAAUUUAAUGAAACUAAUUUUCAAUGCUGACAAUAUUAGCAAAGUAAUGGAAGAUUACAAUCUUCAGAAAAUAAGACCCGGCCAGUUGUCGGAAAAUAAAAUCCAAAAAGCUUACGGCAAAUUGAAAAUGAUUUCCCGAGCAUUGAAUUCUCCGGCCAAUGACCCAAUAAGAAUUUCAAUUAUAAUCGAAUGUUCAACCAGCUUCUAUGCCUGUAUUCCUCACCAAAUUAACAUCAAUGAGCUUCCGAUGUUAGAUAACCCAGAAAUAAUUGCAUCAAAAUUUGAUAUGCUGGACGAACUAUUCGAGAUUAACCUGGCAGACAAAAUUAUGAACUAUAAGACUGUAGAACUUCGUAGUAUACUAGACAUUUAUUACGAUCGACUGAACACGGACAUCAGUGAACUGAACAUGAACAGUAAUGAAUUCAAAGUAAUUAAAAAGUACAUCGAAAAUACUCAUUCGUAUGUUCAUGAUAAAUAUAAGAUUAAUAUUGAGAAAGUAUUUGCUAUUAAUCGAAAAGAAGAAGCUCAGCGAUAUGCCAAUCGCUCAAGAGGAAUUGGAAACAAAAUGCUUCUGUGGCAUGGAACAAAACUCACAAACAUCGCAAGUAUUUUACUGAAAGGAUUGCGGAUCCCAAGAAAAAAUUCAACGGCUACCACUCACAUGUUUGGACGAGGAAUUUAUUUUGCGGAUGUAGUUUCCAAGUCUGCAAAUUAUUGCAGAGCUCAGGGAAAAAAUUCAAAAGGUCUUUUGCUACUUUGUGAAGUUGCCCUGGGUAACGUGGAAGAGAAAUUUCAAGCAGACAAUGAUUUCGUUUUACCAAAACGCAAGCAUUCAGUUAUUGCAAGAGGACGAAAUGUCCCUGAUCCCGAGGACUGCGGAGAAAUUUCGCCAGGUGUCAAAGUGCCAUUUGGAAAAAUUAAGAAGCAACAAUGCAACGACAUAAAACCGAAACUUAUUCAUAACGAGUACGUAGUCUACGACACUGCGCAGAUUAAAAUUAAGUACUUGGUUCAAAUAAAUUUUGAUAAUGAACCUUGUCAUGAACGUAUUUAAUUUAUUUGCAGUUCAUUAAGUUUUUUUUUAUACUAAAUUUUCUAUCUUACUCUUAAUUUUAUAAAUUUUUUUUAAAUGACGGUUUGAUUUAUUUUGCUCACAAAUACAAUUUUUUGAUUACGUAAAGAAAAAAAACAAUUGAAGUAAAAAUAUACUUUUUUUUGCAUUAAUAAAAAUAAUAAUUUUUCGAGCACCGAAUGAUAAAUUGAAAUCGAUUUAGGCGUUUAAAUGUUUUCCUUCUUUUUUUUUUAACUGAUAAACUAUUCAUUCUCGAUGAAAAAAGAUUUUAUACAAUUGUAUAAAAUUAUAUACAAAAAAUGG